AAUUGCGUGUAGAUUUUGCCAAUAUACAAUUUCUUACAUCAUUUCAUUGCAAAUACUUUGAAUAAAAGAUAGAUUCAACAAAUUAAACCUAAUUACCACUUGCCAGUCUUCGUGAAUCGAGAGUAGCACACAUCUCUAUACGACCGGGGAGUUGUUGCUUGUUUUUCUGUGAUGAAUAAUAAUUUAACAAUUUUAUUCGUUUUUGUAUAAACAUUUUUAAUUUGUUUUUAUUAUUGUACAACGUUUUUAAAUCAAUAUGUGGAAGGCGCAAGCAGGAAUUCAAAUUAACAUGAAAGAUGCCCCAAGUAAGGACGAUGACUGGGAAACGGACCCGGAUUUUGUAAAUGAUGUAAAUGAAGUGGAGCAAAGAUGGGGCUCCAACACUAUAGAGGGAUCGGGUCGCACAGCCGGAGCUAUCAAUAUGGACCAACUACGCAAAGAAACCGAAGAAGCUGACGCUUUAAAAAAGAAGAAGGAAUUGAUUGAUGGCCCAAAUUCCGCCUUUGGUUACGGUGGAAAGUUUGGUGUUCAACAAGAUCGUAUGGAUGUGUCGGCAGUAGGGCACGAUUAUGUCGGUAAAGUUGAAAAGCACGCUUCACAGAAGGAUUACAGUACAGGAUUCGGCGGUAAAUACGGUGUACAAAGCGAUAGGGUUGAUAAGAGUGCCCUUGCCUGGGAUCAUAAAGAAAAAAUAGAGAAGCAUGCAUCUCAGAAAGAUUACAGUUCGGGCUUUGGUGGAAAAUUUGGUAUUCAAUCUGAUCGUCAGGAUAAAUCGGCAAUGGGUUGGGAUCAUGUGGAAAAAUUGGAAAAGCACGAGUCACAGAAAGAUUAUAGCAAAGGUUUUGGUGGAAAAUUUGGAGUACAAACCGACCGUCAGGAUAAAUCAGCUGUUGGGUGGGAUCACCAUGAAGCCGCUCAUAAACACGAAAGUCAGACUGACCAUAAAAUCGGUUUUGGUGGAAAAUUUGGCAUUCAAACUGAUCGAAUGGAUAAAUCAGCGGCCACAUUUGGCGACGAACCAGGUUCCGUUGGUACUAAUUACUGUAAAACGAAACCCGAUAUUGGUUCAGCUAAACCCUCGGAACUUCGCGCUCGAUUUGAAAAUUUGAAAACUGAAGACAGUAAUCCUUACGUGUCUCAGCCGGUUACUAUUUCAAAAACAAAUGUACAGUCUCGAACAGCCGCAUUUAACUGCCCAGUAGUCGAGCCACAAGCUCCACCCACUGUAGAUAGAAGACCUAAACAAUUGGACGAAUCCAAAACUGCAUUCUUGCAGCAAGGCGGCGAUGCCGAAUCUUUGUCUAGCAUGCCGAAAAAUACACCAGGCCAGCUGGACCAAUCUAAACUGACACAGUUCACUCGAAGGUCAACAAGUGAAAGUACAGCAACGAAUCAGGUUCAUGAAGAAUUAGAACAAUUGCGACUAAUGCAGCAACAAAAAGUCCAAACAGAAUCCCAGACCGAAAUGCCAAAGCAAGAAGUUUAUCAAAAUGUGGAGGAACUUCGUACCGAAUCACCAGUUUACAAGGAAACUAGCGAAGGUCAAAAUACUGCCCUUCAAGAAGAUCUACAGUAUGAAAUCGUCGAUACUGAUCUUACGGCUAUCGCAGUUUAUGAUUAUCAAGCAGGUGCUGAAGAUGAAAUAUCGUUCGAUCCGGAUGAUAUUAUUACGCACGUUGAAAAGAUUGACGAAGGAUGGUGGAGAGGAAUGUGCAAAGGCAAACACGGCUUAUUCCCUGCGAAUUAUGUGCAACUGCAAUAGCUUUGGAUAUUGGGUUAAAUUUUUAUAUGUACUUAAUGUAUUUUAGAUAAUACUUCAUACAUAUUUUUGAUUUUAGUCAGUAAACUAUGGUUCAUUGCGACAUUAUUUUUAUAUGUAUAUUAUGGUGCAAUAUGGCCUAUUUUAUAUAUUUUUAAUUGUACAAAUUUAAUUCAUUCAUUUUUUUAUCUAAAAA
Molecule: messenger RNA, 1955 nt
Organism: Photinus pyralis (common eastern firefly)
Lineage: Eukaryota; Metazoa; Arthropoda; Insecta; Coleoptera; Lampyridae
Product: src substrate cortactin
Exons: 8
Coding region: 257-1762 (501 amino acids)
Biological process (GO): regulation of actin filament polymerization
Cellular component (GO): cortical actin cytoskeleton; plasma membrane; actin filament
Molecular function (GO): actin filament binding
Source: RefSeq, a predicted model, not a curated record